Juglans regia (Persian walnut) is the source of this 534-nucleotide messenger RNA. RefSeq lists its product as uncharacterized. The coding region runs from base 1 to 534 and encodes 177 amino acids. The record is from RefSeq and is a predicted model, not a curated record. NCBI's taxonomy places the organism in Eukaryota, Viridiplantae, Streptophyta, Magnoliopsida, Fagales, Juglandaceae. The transcript has a single exon.
AUGUUCAGCAAAGAAGAUGACGAAAGAGCACUUUACCUCCAAGAUGAUGCCCUAGUGGUAACCAUGCAGAUUGCCAACUUCGUGAUGUGGAGAAUCUUGAUUGAUAACGACAGCUCAACCGAUAUCUUGUUUUGGGUGAUGAGGAUAAGCCUGGAUCAUCAAUGCCCAGCUUCUAUGCCACUCAAAGGGUUCUUUGGAGAUGUGAUCCAGCCAAUUGGUGCAAUCACCAUGUCAGUCUAUGUCGGGAAGGCCCCUAGGACCUCUGCAACAAUGACAGAGUUCUUGGUGUCUUCAUACAAUGCAAUAUUGGGACGACCCAUGUUGAACAACUUCAAGGCAAUAAUGUCGACCUAUCACCUAAAGAUGAAGUUUACCACCAAUACGAGAGUUGGCGAAGUUAAGGGAGAACAAGUGCUUGCUCGAGAAUGUUACGUCCAAGAACCGAAGUGUGGAGGGAAGGAUGUGAGAACACAAAAGAUGACCGCAGGAGCUCCACCGCCACCCUGCCUAGUCGAUCAGGAUAACAAAGUCUGA